UGUCGCUCUAGCAAGGGCUGAUUAAACACUCAACGCGUCGGCUCCCUGUGCCACUCCUAGUAAAUAAUGAAUUGGGAAGGGAACAGUUAAUAAGAAAAUGUGCCUCGCUAACCAUGCACAUUACAACAAAGAGCUGGCAGCUCCUGAAGGAAAAGGGCUUGUGCCGCUGCCGUUCAAACUUGUCAGUCAACUUGUGCCAGCAGCCUCAGCGUCUGCCUCCCCAGCACACCCUCAUUACAUGUGUCUGUCUGGCCUGAUCUGUACAUCUGCUCUGAGACGCUGCUGCCGAAGCAAGUAGAGUUGGAGAUUUCUGCUUUUCUCAGUGGUGCAGAGAGAAAAUUUCUCCUUGCUUCUCCUCUGUCUCCAGCUGCUCUCCCCAAAGGAGGCUCCUGCUUUAUGGUAGCUUUGGACUUCCUACACCGUGUGUCUGCCCUUGACUUCUAGAAUGGAAGAAGCUGAGCUGGUGAGAGAAAGACUUCAGGCCAUCACAGAUAAAAGAAGAUUACAGGAAGAAAUCUCACAGAAGCGUCUGAAAAUAGAGGAAGAUAAACUUAAGCACCAGCAUUUAAAGAAAAAGGCCUUGAGGGAAAAAUGGCUUCUGGAUGGAAUCAGCAGUGGAAAAGAGCAGGAAGAGAUGAAGAAGCAAAAUCUACAAGACCAGCACCAGAUUCAGGUUCUAGAACAAAGUAUUCACAGACUCGAGAAAGAGAUUCACAACCUUGAAAAGGCUGAGCUGCAAAUCUCAACCAAUGAGGAGGCAAUUUUAAAGAAAUUAAAAUCAUAUGAGAGGACAACAGAAGAUAUAAUAAGGUCUGUGAAGGUGGAAAAGGAAGAAACACGAGGAGAAUCAAUUGAAGAUAUCUAUGCUAAUAUUCCCGACCUUCCAAAAUCCUACAUACCUUCCAGGUUAAGGAAGGAAAGAAGUGAUGGAUUAGAAGAUGGUGAGCAAAACAGAAAAGCUUUGUAUGCCAUGGAAAUUAAAGUUGAGAAAGACUUGAAGACUGGAGAAAGCACAGUCUUGUCUUCAAUACCUCUGCCAUCAGAUGACUUCAAAGGAACAGGGAUAAAAGUAUAUGACGAUGGGCAAAAGUCAGUGUAUGCAGUCAGCUCCAAUCCCAUUACAUCACACAAUGGCACCGAUGACCUGGCACCAGUUGAAGUAGAGGAACUCUUAAGACAAGCUUCAGAGAGAAACUCUAAAUCACCAACAGAAUAUCAUGAGCCUGUAUAUGCCAAUCCAUUUUACAGGCCUACAACCCCACAGAGAGAGAAGUCAACCACUGGACCAAACUUUCAAGAAAGGAUAAAGAUAAAAGCUAACGGACUGGAUAAUGAUAUGAAUGACUCCACCCAUAAUAUGGACAAUGGGCUUUCAGAGGAGAGAGAUAACAGCAUCAAUCAUACUAGUCCCAUUCGGCCAAUCCCUCACCGCCGAACAAUGACUCAAGCAACAGAGGAGAAGCCCCACACCUUUCAAAAGAUGACUCCUUGUGAAGAAGCAAGUGUGAUGCAGGACAAGUAUGCAUCCUCUCCAGAGGCAGAAUUGAGUCCCAGCAGAGCACUAAUUGGGAAGUCAGAACACCAAGGUUCUUCUACUUGCCAGGAGGAGGAAGAUGUUAGAUACAAUAUUGUUCAUUCUCUGCCUUCUAACAUGAAUGACACAGAGCCUGUGACCAUGAUCUUCAUGGGGUACCAGAAAGCAGAAGACAGUGAAGAAGAAAAGAAGCUUCUGACAGGGUAUGAUGGGAUCAUCCAUGCUGAGCUGGUUGUGAUUGAUGACGAGGACGAAGAGGGUGAAGAAGAAAUUGAGAAGCCAUCCUACCAUCCCAUAGCUCCCUAUAGUCAGGUUUAUCAACCUGCCAAGCCAACACCACUUCCUAGAAAGAGAUCUGAAGUUAAACCCCAUGAAAACACAAACCACAAAUCUCCCCACAAAAAUUCCAUAUCCCUGAAAGAACAAGAAGAAAGCUUAGGGAGCCCUGUCCAUCAUUCUCCAACUGAUGUUCAGAUAACUGGAGAUGGGACUGAAGACCCGUCCUUAACAGCUUUAAGGAUGAGAAUGGCAAAACUGGGGAAAAAAGUCAUCUGAAGUACGCCAUUUAUGUUAACAUCCUCUCAAGAAGAAACAAAGAACUGUUGCAGUGUUCCCGUCUGGGCAUUUUGUUUCUUUUUUCUGAAAUCAAAAAGAUUGUAAUUAUACCCAUAAAAAGCCAUUAAGGAUAGACAGUAGUUAUUACUUGAGAAAAUUUUUGAAAAAGCUGGGGAAAACAAACGCUUAACUUUUCCAUGUACUUGACCUUCAGUGAGGGGCGGGGGCAGCAUAUUUUUAUUGUAUUCAUACCAAAGCAUUUCUAAUAAGAGCUUGUUAAAUUUAAGAAUAAAGUUAUUUAAAAAUA
Erinaceus europaeus (western European hedgehog) is the source of this 2396-nucleotide messenger RNA. RefSeq names its product palmdelphin (gene PALMD). The record is from RefSeq and is a predicted model, not a curated record. NCBI's taxonomy places the organism in Eukaryota, Metazoa, Chordata, Mammalia, Eulipotyphla, Erinaceidae. Gene Ontology annotation, cellular component: cytoplasm; membrane. Bases 446 to 2089 code for a protein of 547 amino acids. The transcript is spliced from 8 exons. Gene Ontology annotation, biological process: regulation of cell shape.